AUGCGCGCGCGCGUCUUGCCCACCGCCCUCCAUCUCCUUGGCCACCCUUCCCUCCUCCCAGCCACCCUUCCUCACCCUCUCGUGGGCGGCCUGCCACACCUCCCUGCAGGCGCCUUCCCCUCCCCCCCGUGGCGCGCCUUCUUCUGCCGUUUCUGCACCACCUCCUCCUUCUCCCCUCACCCCAUCCGCCUCUUCACCCUCCUCCUCCUCUCCUCAUUCCUUCCUCCCUUCCGUGCCUUUCCUCCCUUCCUCCACUUCCUUCCCCUCCGCAUCUGCCACCUGGCUGCGUCAGCUGACUACAUCGCCCCUAUUCCUCCUCCUCUUUUCUCUCUCCAACACUGCUUUACUGCUAUCCCCUCCCCCAUAUGGGGCCUCUUCUCGCUCUUACCUCUCUUCCUCUGCGCUUCCAUCCUCACCCUUCUCCCGCCGUACCUCCUCUCCUACCAUUGCCUUCCCUACUCUCCGCCCCCUUCGCUGCCCCUUCCUCCCCUUCCGCCCUUCCUACUUGCCGUUGUACCUCCCCUCUUCUCCACCCCUCUUCUUGGAUUCCGCUAUCCCAUCAGCGUCGCCGCUCUUCUGCCGCUGUAA
Closterium sp. Naga37s-1 is the source of this 588-nucleotide messenger RNA. The record is from the annotation of a GenBank genome assembly. NCBI's taxonomy places the organism in Eukaryota, Viridiplantae, Streptophyta, Zygnematophyceae, Desmidiales, Closteriaceae.